CUCUUCGCGGAACCAAUGAGAGACGCCCACGAUUUAAGCUCCGAUACACUUGGGUGUUUGUGAAACGUCUGCUAGGAUGGCAGGGUUAAAAUUAAAUUGGGUACUAUUUGUUAAUUUAACAACAUAUAUCGUAUUGUCAAUAGCCGGGAGAGAUUUUUAUAAUAUAUUAGGUUUAUCACGUAGUGCGAGCACACACGCAAUAAAGAAGGCUUACAGGCAGUUAGCAAAAGAAUUGCAUCCAGACAAGAAUAAAGAUGACCCGGACGCUUCCCAAAAGUUUCAAGACCUAGGAGCGGCUUACGAGGUACUGUCGGAUCCUGAGAAGAGAGAAAUGUACGACAGAUGUGGAGAGGAGUGUUUGAAAAAAGAUGGCAUGAUGAAUGGUAACAUGGACCCUUUUGCAAGUUUCUUCGGAGAUUUCAGUUUCCACUUUGGUGGUGAAUCUCAUCAUCAGCACGAGACUCCGAAAGGAUCGAAUGUAGUAAUAGACUUACACGUUACUCUAGAAGAAUUAUAUAGUGGAAAUUUUAUUGAGAUCACGAGAAAUAAAGCAGUUAUAAAGGCAGCGAAGGGUACAAGAAAGUGCAAUUGCAGACAGGAAUUAGUUACGCGCAACUUGGGAAACGGCAGAUUCCAAAUGACGCAGCAAGCGGUGUGCUCGGAGUGUCCGAAUGUAAAGUUGGUAAAUGAGGAACGUACGUUGGAGGUGGAGGUCGAACCGGGAAUGGUGGACGGACAAGAAACCAAGUUCACUGCGGAGGGAGAGCCGCAUCUUGACGGGGAGCCAGGGGAUCUGAUAUUAAAAAUAUGUACGAUACCACAUCCUGUCUUCGAAAGAAGAGGCGAUGACCUGUACACGAACAUCACCAUAUCUAUGCAAGACGCUCUAACAGGUUUCACAAUAGACAUAAAGCACUUAGACGGCCACAAAGUGGCCAUUCAGAGGGACAAGAUUACCAAACACGGCGCGCGUAUCCGGAAAAAGGGGGAGGGGAUGCCUAAUUACGAGAACAACAAUCUCCAUGGCACUUUGUAUGUUACCUUCGACGUCGCAUUCCCUGAUACAGAAUUCACGGACGAGCAGAAAGAAGACAUAAAGAAAUUGCUACAGCAGACCUCCGUAAACCGAGUGUAUAACGGUAUACGAGGCGUUUAAGCAUUUAAGUGCAAUAUGUGUACAAAUUUAAUGCCAAGCGAGUGCUUUGAUGGAACUGUAUGUCUUGAUACCGUACGUUUGCGCUAGAAAGGAUUCUUCUUUGCUUCCCCGUUAAAAAUAUACACAUUGGCUCUGGUAUUCCGUUUUCUCCACUGAAUGAAUCAUAUAUGAUUAUGUUUCUAUAUAAUCAUAUAUGAAUACAUACGUGAUUCUACAUAGGUCUUCAAUAUCAGUACACAGACAUUUCAUUUAGAUUAGCAAAAGACUAGAGUCUGUUGGUUUGCAACUUAUUGCCAGUUAUUUGAAUGGAUACCAUCAGCCAGAUUGAUAUCAUUAGCCAGCUGUCAACUGUGAGCAAUGUAUUUAAUUAAUUAAAUUAUUUUGUGUUCGAAUAAAUUACAUGAGUGAUGUAUGAGAGAUUGAUACGUGUGGUGUAUGCGUGUGAAUAAAUUUUGCAUUUAAUUCACGAAGUAAGAAAGAUGAUUGUAACAGUGUAAACAUGGCCAAUGACGAUCGUAAACGAAUUCUGGAUAUGAACAUAAGUAAGUGAAUAAUGAUUAUACGAAAUUAUCGUUAUUAUCACAAUGGGAUUAAUAAACAUACGAUACAUUUGUA
Messenger RNA from Ooceraea biroi (clonal raider ant), 1771 nucleotides. It is a transcript of the gene shv, whose product is annotated as DnaJ heat shock protein family member shriveled. Gene Ontology annotation, biological process: protein folding; protein maturation. Lineage: Eukaryota; Metazoa; Arthropoda; Insecta; Hymenoptera; Formicidae. Gene Ontology annotation, molecular function: misfolded protein binding. The record is from RefSeq and is a predicted model, not a curated record. Gene Ontology annotation, cellular component: endoplasmic reticulum.